GAUCAUGCAGCAGCAACGCAGAACUCUAGCAAAGCAGAGGAUCUAGGAAGCACAGGCAGGAUCGACCAAAGACAAAGAGCGUCUAGUUCACCGGUUAGUUAGCACGACCGAUCGAUCGAUCGUCCGGCAAGAAUGGUUGCGACAAAGUCGGGCGAGCUGAGGGCGCUAUUCGCGUCGCUGGACCAGAACGGCGACGGCCGGGUCUCGGCGGCAGAGCUGCGGGGGUGCAUGCGGGCGACGCUGGGCGAGGACGUGCCGGCGGAGGAGGCCGAGGCACUGGUGGCGUCGGCGGACGCGGACGGCGACGGGCUGCUGUGCGAGGCCGAGUUCCUCGAGCUGGCGCAGCAGGCGGCCUGGGCGGGCGCCGAGGACGAGGACAACGAGCAGAGGACCCGGGCGCUGAGGGAGGCGUUCCGGAUGUACGAGAUGGAGGGGCAGGGGUGCAUCACGCCGGCCAGCCUCGGGCGGAUGCUCGGCAGGCUCGGCACCGAGCGGGGCGCCGGCGAGUGCCACGCCAUGAUCUGCCGGUUCGACCUUGACGGCAACGGCGUGCUCAGUUUCGACGAGUUCAAGAUCAUGAUGAGCUAGAGCUAGCUAGCCUUACCCCGGACCGAAGCAUAUACCAUCUCCGUCUUGCAUAUAGCCCCUUCAGUGGUUCAUUCAUUCAUUCAUUUGAUUGUUAGACGGUAGUACUACAAAAUUUGUAAUGAUGACGCACAGUAAUUGAUCUAUGUGAAUACCUUUGGUCUCGAUCGAUUGUCCUUGCUCUUGGACUUGGAUAGUGGGUUUCUCGAGGAA
Aegilops tauschii subsp. strangulata is the source of this 798-nucleotide messenger RNA. RefSeq names its product probable calcium-binding protein CML31. The record is from RefSeq and is a predicted model, not a curated record. NCBI's taxonomy places the organism in Eukaryota, Viridiplantae, Streptophyta, Magnoliopsida, Poales, Poaceae. Gene Ontology annotation, molecular function: calcium ion binding.